AUGGUUCAAAUUAAGAGUUAUGAAGAGGAGCACACAUGUGGGAUUGUUGAACGCAAUGUAUAUGCUAACUCAUCAUGGUUAGUAGAGAGAUAUUCUACACAGUUGUCUAGAAUAAUAAAUUGGGAUGUAGGAGCUUUUAAGGAUAAGGUGAAUGACGAUCUAUGUGUCAUAGCUUCAAGAUCACAAAUAUAUAUAGUAAGGAAAAAAGCAACUGCUGUAAGUGUGGGGACUUAUAUAAAAUCGUUUGAGUCUCUUUGGGAUUAUGCUGAGGAGCUAAAAAGGACUAAUGUGGGAAAUACUAUAAUCAUUAAGUCCAAUUUGGAGGGCGACAAAUCUAGAUUUCAUAGGAUUUAUAUAUGCUUGGCUGCUACAAAGAAAGGGUUUAUUGCUGCUCUGAGUCCAAUUGUAGGUUUGGAAGCUUGUCACAUCAAAGGGCAACACCCUGUCCAAUUACUCUCUGAUGUUGGUGUUGAUCCUAACAACGACAUGUAUCUAAUAGCUUAUGCAGUGGCAGAGGUUGAGAAUUAUGAAACUUGGAUUUGGUUUUUGGAACUCUUAGGUGUUAAUCUCGGCAUUAAAAAUAACAAUGGGUAUGUGUUCAUUACAGAUAGACAAAAAGGCUUAAUUGAUGCAGUGAGUGAUAUGUUCCCAAACUCUGAGCAUAUGCAUUGUCUUAAACAUAUACAUGCCAAUUUUAUACUUGCUGGCCACAGAGGAUUAAUGCUGAAACAACAUAUAGAGGCUGCAGCAAGAAGUGAAAGUAUACCUCGGUUUCAGGCAGAGAUGAAAAAGUUCCAAGAUUUGUUAGUACAAACUUUUGAUUGGUUGGUAAGGCUUGAUCCAAUGCAAUGGUGUAGAUCUCAAUUUAGAACACACUCAAAGUGUGACAUUAUCUUGAAUAACAUAAGUGAGGCAUUCAAAAAGUCUAUCAUUGAUGAUAGAGACAAACCUAUAAUAACAAUGCUUACGAGGGUCAGGUAUUACAUCAUGUUGUUGAUGGCAAGUAGAAGCUAUGGAGAAAUGGACUCAUGA
Prunus armeniaca (apricot) is the source of this 1032-nucleotide messenger RNA. The record is from the annotation of a GenBank genome assembly. NCBI's taxonomy places the organism in Eukaryota, Viridiplantae, Streptophyta, Magnoliopsida, Rosales, Rosaceae.